Messenger RNA from Rhizophagus irregularis DAOM 181602=DAOM 197198, 1287 nucleotides. Lineage: Eukaryota; Fungi; Glomeromycota; Glomeromycetes; Glomerales; Glomeraceae. The record is from RefSeq and is a predicted model, not a curated record.
AUGUCUUCAAAAUCAUCAAAAUCAAUUAAAUCAAAUAAUCCUCUCUCUGCAUUCGCGCCUAGUAGAAAAUUACGUUCUCAUACUACUAAAAAAACAUCGUCAAGUUCUUCAAAAGAGAUCAGCUCCGUUACAUCAAAAGAUUCCGCUAGCAAUGUUCAGGACAAUGUUCGUGUUGUAAUCUGUGAUUCAAAUGAUUCGGAUAAACAACGUUUCGAGACCCCAGUGGAACACGUUGAAAUCUCAGCUACUAGAAUUCAUGGUUUGACUUCUAAUAAAUCAAAAAAUUCCACUUCAAUUCCCUCUUACGAUAUAAAUUUGGAAGAUUCGAAUCUUAUAUUAGGUAUUACUAGCGGUUCAUCAUCAAAGAAUGAUUCUUCUUCGGAAAUUGAGCACCACAAACGUAAAAGUAUGAAUACUCGAAAUGAAACUGCAAAGGUGCCUCGUCUUAGUGAGAAAGAUGCCGAUACGUUGAAUAAGGCCUUAUAUUAUUCUAAAAAAGCAUAUGAGGAAGUGCUUUUAGCAAAAGAGUCCUCGGUUCGUACGGAAAACGCGAUUAAUGAAUUUAUCAAAGCACAAUCGUCAUGUAAUGAAAGUAAUCAGAAUGCCAAUGGAGAGUCAAAAGUACAUACUAAGAAAAAGCAAUUUUGGUAUUCUCAAACCGUAACCAACGCGUGUUCAGAGUUGUUUUUCUUGGAAAAAGAUCCAAGUGACGAAACAAUGUGUGAAUUUAUUUACGAUAAUUUGAAAAAAGCGCAUCCUGAGAAUGUUUCAAAGAUCGAAAAUAAUACAGCUGGCGGGUGGAAAAAAUUCUGGAGAGAGGCAAUUCAGUCACUAGCACGUAACGAAUUUCGCACCAGACGUGCCAAUUAUGUUAGAAAUAUAAAGAGUGCAAUAUCAAACACAUUUGGUAAGGUUUUCCUUGGAGAAAUUCCUGGACAAAAGGUGUCUUUUGAUGAGAUCGCUAAUUGGAAAAAUUCAACAAAUGUUUUGUGGGCCAAGAAAAAUUUGUGGAGUCAGGUUAAGGACAGCGAUAAAGAUGAUGACACCUAUAUAAAUCGAAUUACAAGUCAAGUGUUCAAAGAAGAAAAGUUUAAUACCAACAAUUGUUUGUUUGUUAUUGCAGUUGUUGAUCUGAUCUUUGAUGUAGAUGUGCAAACAACAACGCUUUCUGGAGAAACGAUAACCAAAUGUAUGAAAAAAUUAAAUAAUGACAAGGAAGGUGGAAGCGAUGAUCAAGAAGAAGUCAAUCGUGAUGAUGAUGAUAAAGGGGAAUAUGAAGAUGAAUAA